Molecule: messenger RNA, 3456 nt
Organism: Xenia sp. Carnegie-2017
Lineage: Eukaryota; Metazoa; Cnidaria; Anthozoa; Malacalcyonacea; Xeniidae
Exons: 8
Coding region: 805-2448 (547 amino acids)
Source: RefSeq, a predicted model, not a curated record
AUAGUUUAAGGCCUGUGUUUAUACAAAGACCACAACUGAGCACAAUUCUUGCGUCGAACCUGUUUCCCGAUGACAUUUUCCUUAUGCUUCUUCAUCAACCUAUCAUCUACGCCGUCGUCGUAAACUAGUUUUCUAUUUUGACAACAUUAACGUAUUCAAACAACAUUCGGACACUUGCGAGGAAUCAGAUUCGACUGGUCACAAUCAUUGGCAGUACAGUUUUUCACGCGAUGAAUUGUCACAAUUAUGCAUAAUGUAUGCGUCAAAUCGUAGGAGGCAUUAAGAGCAUAUCGCAACCCCAGGGGAAAUGGUCGGAUUUAGAGCUUGUGAGUGAUUCGCGAAAGACCAGGUCCCUCUUUCGCCGGUCCAGUGCUGUUGUAAAUUAUUUGGUAACAACGUAAUGAAAAAAUGUUUUUCAAGAUUCAAGCGUAGACUAUUGUCAUAGAGAACAGAAAUUCUAUAAAGUGAAGCAGGGGUGUUUGUUUGAAUGAGAGAAUUAGGCUACAAAGCGGAUGUGAAUUGCAUGUUUGCCCAUUGGGCAUACCUCGCUGUGUCUACGUCAAAUGAGGAUAUCGACUGGAAGGCUUUGAUUAAACUUUUAACGCCACAUAGCUCGCCUUCUGUUGAAUUCUUGUGAAAGCCCAGACCUGCAUAAGAGAUAAAGUUGCUCUUUUUACGUCACUCUUGACGAAGGAACAAGAAUUGAAACAAACAUUGACAAUAGAUGAUGCCAGAUGGGAAAAAACCUAAAUGAAUCCGCAUAACUUAUUGUUUCAGCUUUCCGAAGAAUGUUGACGACGUAAAAUGGCGCACGCCGAGGAAAGAGCGUGGAAUCGAACGGAAAGAAAGCUUAAACAAGCAGAAAAAGAAAAAAAUUCCUACAAUGGGAAAAGUGAUGAUGUUUCCGGUGCCCAUCGUCGCCAUAUUAUCGAUGGACAGGAGCUCAUGAUAAACGCCAAUCGAUCCGAAUUGAAUGAAAAUUGGGAAAGACCAUCAAAUACAGAAAUUGACGAAUCGAAGUCCACUCCAGGAAAUGCUGGAUAUAAGACUCAGCCAAUAAAAGACUAUACAAACACAGUACAUGGUGGCAAGCUCUUUGAAGGAGAGGAAGAUGCCAAUUUUGAUCCAGAAGUAAAGACAUCCAGUUGGUCAUCAACUCCUCCUGCACGGAAAAAUUCUUCCAGUAGUGUGAAAUGUGAUGAGUGGUCGCAUUUAACUUUUAAAAAAACAGCGUCAGAAAAGAACGAAUGCGGUGGUGACAAAGAAUCAAGCUCCUUGGAUCAACAUAAGAUCGCUGGGGACUGGCGUAAGACAGCUUCAAGUCGUGGGGCAAACAAACCCAAAAGCCAACUGAAGCCUUCUGAUUCUUGGAUACGGGAGCAACCCCAACUUCCAGAAGAACCAAUUCUUAAAGAGCCUGCAUGGUUGGAUCUUGUUCGCAAAAGAAGAUGGAGGUCUACGGUAAAAGCAAGAUUUCCCCAAACAGAAAGAGAGAGAAUCCAAUUUGAGCGAAGACUGGACACCAGCAAAAGAGGUCUAAAGUUCAACCCACGUGGUGAACCUACUAGCAUUACUGGUCCCACCAUGGAUGAUGAACUCUCUUUGUAUCUCCUACAGCAGCGCAGGCGCAUUGAGUCCGAUGUAGUGGACUCUGGCGUCCCGUCUGCCAGUAGGAGCAGCAUGUCCUCACCUGCUGCUAGCUCUGUGUCCUCUUUCAGUGAUUCUUAUUUUCUUGACGAUGAUUACCAUGACAACGAUCCUAAAAACCGCGAGCUUGCAGCAGAGCAAGGAAUUCUGAAUCUUUCCCGUCCUCCCAUGAAAGGACCAGCAAAGGAACUUCACAAAAAUCUGGCUAUGGAAAGAUCAAGACAAUCCACAAUGCAAUGGCGUUUCUCAGCUGACCCCUACGAAGCACCGCUUUGGACUCACCUACCCAAACCCACCGAUGUUGAAGCACUUAACGAUAUGGAUGUCGGUUUGGAAGCCAAAUUCUGGAGUUCAAAGAAGAAAUUUCAAACUGGACAAUUCAAUCCACCCGCAGUUCUUUCAAAGCCACGCUCUCGGUCUUUCUCGAGCGGGGAUGGAGACCUGGAGAAAAGAUCUCAUGCGAACAGUUUGACCUCUGAAGAAAUAAUCCCGUUCGCAUCUCGCUCUAAUUUUUCUGACAUGAAACAGAAACUUGCAUCGGGUGAGCUUCUGACAUCGACACCAAUUACGGGAAAACCAGUCAAAUUGGAUGACUGUAAUUCGCCAAAUUUACAUACGAAAUUCCCUCAUUUGGAAGAAAUUGAGCCAAAGGAAAACAAGAACUCAAGUUGUAUCAAGAAUUCAAGUUAUAUAUCGGCAGAAGAGAUGGCAAUAAUGGAAGAGAGCAAAAAUCCAUCACCGAGGAUAUGUUUACGGAAAAAGUUAAAACCCCACCAAGACACGUUGAGCGUCCGAAAAUGACCCGAACACGCAGCGAUGCUGAACUUUUUGAUUUGCUGAGAUCAAGAAAACAAGAGGCAGACCAGUCAAUUGUGGAAGCAUCAAAGGAAAUCUCAGAUCUUGCCACCAAUAUUUCGAACACGUUUGGAGUAGAGAAAAAGGAUGACACGCUUUUUGCAAAAAAUGACGGCAUAUCUCGAGGGUCUCCGAAUAAAGAAACGCAUGUUGAAGAUAAGGCAAAGAGUAGGCAAAAUCACAAUAACGAGGAAAGCGAUUCCACGAAUAAGAAUGAAAAAGAGCGUGUAAGGAACACCUCGCCGGAAUUUUUAGUCACUCUCAAGGACUAUAGAGUUUCACAAGGCAAAGACGUGAGCCUAGAAGUUGUUGUCAGCGGUGAACCACGACCAAACGUACAGUGGUUUAUGGAAAAUCGUCUUUUGACCAGUAAGAACAAUCGUCACGUGAUAGUCAGUAAAGGAAGUGUUUUCAGAUUGGACAUCAAAAACAUUCAAGUUGAAGAUGAAGGACUGUACGAAUGUGUUGCAGCGAAUACCGCUGGCUCGACAAAAUGUGAUUGCGAAGUCAUUGUUGAUGAUUGAAUUAAUAAAGGUAUUUUUGUCAAAGAAGUUAGCAGAUAUGCUGGAUGUUUCUCAGACAAGACGGCUCUUACCAGGACAUUUUUAGGAUAAUUUUUAUGAUAAUUGGCAUUUGAUUAUUUCAGUUUUUUAAAUUACAUAGCUAGUAGCUAACAACGCAUGGACAAAUGAUCCCUUGCGGGAGACUUUUUUAGCUCGCAAGUUUAUAUUGAUAAGGUUAUCAAAAUAGCAUUGCUUGAAUUGACUUAUUUUCUGUGCAUUGUUCUAGCGAAUACCUACUUCAAGACUUGCUUUCCAAAUUGUCACUCAUAGCAUAUUUUAAUGAAGAUUAUGUAAAACCUGGUUACGUAUAGGUGACAUAUCAUAAGUGUGAUUUUAUUAGUGGGAUUUUAAGUCUGAUUGCUGAAUUGAAAAAUGAAUUGUAUUGAAAUGA